AUGAAAUUUGACAUUACUGGUCCUCCACCCCCAUGGCAUAGGUUCAGCAACCGCCUACGCCCUGCCACCGCAUCUCCCCGUAUCCUCAUCCUUCUCGACCGCUCCAAGACGAAGUAUCAAUCUGUCAUUGACAAGAUUCACGACAUCAAUGCUUCAGUCAGUGUCAAGUUCGUCGAAACAGACUUCGAAUUUAUGGCAAACGUUCGCAAGGCUGCUGACACCAUCCUUGCCGACAGAGACGUCACUACAAUCGACGCGCUGUUCAACAACGCUGGUGUCAUCACGAAUGAUCUUGUACGCACGCCGGAUGGAUUUGAGAGUCAAUUUGCAAUCAAUCAUCUCUCGCACUUUCUUCUCACCAACAUGCUCAUGCCACGAUUAUUCACCUCGUCUUGCCCAAAAAUCGUCAACAUUUCGAGCCUUGGACACCAGCACUGCCAGCCAACCUUCCAGGAGCCUCACUUCAACAACAUCGACCCACAGAAGUACAACCCUACGGAGGCGUAUGCUAAAUCCAAAGGAGCGCAGGUCCUCUUCUCUGUGGCGCUCAACAGGCGAACCAAUUUGAAACUCGAAACGCUGAUGGUUAUGACACAGGAGAUCGUGGGAAGGAGUCUUGAAGAAGCAAAUGAGACGCUCACCAAGACUUCUGAAGGAGGUUGCGCAACUGGUUUAACAACUCCUUUGGAACUAGAUGUACCUAAUGGUGUUUUUAUGAAUGACUGUGAAGUUCCUAAAGACCCCGAGCUUGUUACGGCUUGGGCGCAGGAUGCUGGAAAAGCAGAGGUCUGUUGGAGAGUUAGUGAAGGGGCGGUUGGGCAGAGCUUUAGCUUUGAAGUGGGCCUGUUGUGA
Molecule: messenger RNA, 852 nt
Organism: Fusarium redolens
Lineage: Eukaryota; Fungi; Ascomycota; Sordariomycetes; Hypocreales; Nectriaceae
Product: short-chain dehydrogenase
Exons: 3
Coding region: 1-852 (283 amino acids)
Source: RefSeq, a predicted model, not a curated record